AGUGCAUGUCAAAAAAUUAUAACAAAAUAAUCUUAAACAAACCCCAGCAAUACCUCGCAGGCUCCAGUAACCGUAACAAUGCCAGUUAGGUCCGAAAAUAUACGAGAAAAAAUAGAAAAUGGAAUCUACAAGCUUGCAGUCAACGACAAAAGCACGCGCAGCACUGUGUGGCGCGUUUACCGAAAAAUUGAGAAAGAGGAUGGCACAAUCCUUGAGAACCUAUUGUAUUGCACUGGCUGCAAGGGAUUAAUGUCUUUUACCCACAAAUCGACGACAAAUCUACGGCGCCACAGGUGCCAUCUGCAGUAUCUAAAAAAAACACUUGUCUUCGGAUGUAAAUCAAACCCAAAAACACACGAAGGCGAAAUCGACACGAGCGAAGAGGAGCACCACUCACCUAUGGACGAAACGGAACGGAUACCCGCCGUAUUAGAGAUGGAGGUGAGCAAGGAGGAAAAGCAUCAACACCUUGAGGACGAGCUUGAAAAGAAACCCACUGCCGCAGACGUUGCCGCCUUCGCCAGUGCUUGCAUCGUCCAGCCUCAGCUCCAGCCCCAGCCCCAUCUUCAGAAACAGCCGGACAUACCGAUGUCCCUCGAUGUCACUGAAGCUCAGGAGUCCUCUAUAUACGCCCAAACAUGGUCCCUAGAGUAUCGCAAGCUCAGUGAAGACCAGAAGUUCUAUGCCAAACGAGCAAUUGACGAGAUCUUUGUCCUAGGCCGCUUACGGCGCUUGAAAUUAAACACCGUGCCCCCAGCUGAGUAAACAGUCAUCUCCUUGGGAUAAUUGUCAUUAUAAAUAGAGGAUAAUCUGUACAUAUACAAAUUGGUAUUAACUAAAAGAAAUAUUAAUAGCGAAAACCGCCAUCGGUUCUAAAAAUACAAAAAAAUCUCGUUCUCUAAGAAGUGGAAAGUUAUUGGAGAGAAGUCAAAAUUUAACUAUAUUGAAAUUUAUUUAUUGUUUUGGGGGAUUUUAUGAUUUUGAAAUAUCGAUAUCCUACGCCGCAAACCAUCGAUAACAAUUUUGUGUUAAACCACUAACCGUAUAGUAUACUGUCACAAAACAGUUGUUUACGUUUAUCCAAUAAAAUUAAAAUAGUCGGAAAGAGUAUGAAGGGCUCUACAAAAAGGGAUUGAAGGACUGAUCAAUAAGCGUGACCCGAGACCGAGUGUGUUCCUGUUUCUGCAUGAAGAUAACAGCCUAAAAUUUGCACCCCCCACUGAAGACUACGGAUUUGCCAUUGCGCAGUACAAGAAGAAAUUGAAAGACGGCAAAGGUGGACCAGAAAUACAGAUUCCUCCUAGCUCGGCACGUGCCUGUAUACUAUUUGCGACACUCACAGCCCCAUUGCAUCAGACGUAGUCAUCUUUACAACGCUGCAAACAUUCAACACGGCGGACUCUGGAACUGGACUCGGUGGAACUGGCCAGUAAAACGCUGUUCGAGCUGUGGGGCACGCAUCUCGCAGACUACAAGCUUAAUCCCCUAAUCACGCCUGUCACCAACCAGGUGCUUCAUCUAAACAGCAAGAUCUAAGCUCUCGUUUCGGAACUUUUUUUAUGAUUUUUUACUUCUGUGUUUACAUGGUUGCAAAAUUUACUUGGCCUCCACGUCUGGCACGAGUUAAGUAAAUCUAAAAAACAAACAAAA
Messenger RNA from Drosophila miranda, 1650 nucleotides. RefSeq lists its product as uncharacterized. NCBI's taxonomy places the organism in Eukaryota, Metazoa, Arthropoda, Insecta, Diptera, Drosophilidae. The transcript has 3 exons. Bases 79 to 765 code for a protein of 228 amino acids. Gene Ontology annotation, molecular function: DNA binding. The record is from RefSeq and is a predicted model, not a curated record.